Molecule: messenger RNA, 2190 nt
Organism: Penicillium cataractarum
Lineage: Eukaryota; Fungi; Ascomycota; Eurotiomycetes; Eurotiales; Aspergillaceae
Exons: 6
Coding region: 1-2190 (729 amino acids)
Biological process (GO): transmembrane transport
Cellular component (GO): membrane
Molecular function (GO): ABC-type transporter activity; ATP binding; ATP hydrolysis activity
Source: RefSeq, a predicted model, not a curated record
AUGGUCUAUGGUGCCCACAAAAACCACCAAUGCAUCAGCCAACCUUCGUUCUCAACGGCAUCUCUUACCGGAGUGUUUCUGUUCUUCGCCGCAUCACUCCUUCCAGACUCCCAGGCCCCUUACCAACCGUCCCCGUCCUGUGGGUAUACAUUGGUGACAGCACUCAUCUUCGAAUCAGCAUUGGCGCUCAGCCAGACGGUACAGAUUGCCCGUUUCCCUCUCCUCUGUUCCCGCGACGCACUCGCAGCAUCAUCGCUCGCCCUCGCCUAUGGUCGGAUCGUUCUUCUGAGCGCAGCCUGGGCUAGCCUUGUCCUUGGCAAACGCAAGUCCUCUGAGUCAUCUCACGAGAGCCUACUGGGAACCAGCGGAGUCUCUGAGCGCGGUUAUGGCACUAUUGAACAAGCUCCCGAUGCGCAGUCGACGGAUUGGGUGGACUACCUCCUCGGCCUGAAGGAAAUCCUUCCCCUGAUUUGGCCCACCGGCUCGACUACCAUGCAAUUGCGGGCCAUCGUCUGCCUCGUCAUCCUCGUUGCCCAACGGAUCGUCAAUGUUCUUGUACCCUUGCAGCUGGGUCGUGUUGUCGCCACUCUGGGUAAAGAUCGGAUCCCCUACACGGAUCUUACCAUCUAUGUGGUCUGUCGCGCUAUCCAGGGUCAGCAAGGCGUUCUCGCAUCCAUACGUGCCAUGCUCUGGAUCCCUUUUGGACAGGCCACCUACCGCAAGUUGACGGAACGAGCUUUCCAACAUGUCCUGUCUUUAUCGUUGGAAUUCCAUCUCGGAAAGCGCCAGGGCGAAGUAAUGAGUGCUAUGAACAAAGGCAGCUCGCUCAACACUUUUCUAGACUCACUCAUCUUCCAGCUGUUCCCAAUGGUUGCAGAUAUUGGUAUCGCGGCCGCCUCCCUGCUUGUUGCCUUCGAUCCCUUCUACUCGCUCAUUAUCCUGACAGUGGGCGGUCUGUAUCUCUUUGUGACUAUCUAUAUGGCUAGAUACCGUGGGCGCGCACGCCGGCAAAUGGUACUUUGUGACCGAGAAAUUGAUGCGAUCAGGUCCGACGCCAUUAUGGCAUACGACGUGGUCCACUACAAUAGCGCAAUGAAUCAAGAACAUGAGCGACUCUCGAGCCAUAUUACCUCCUUUCAGACAGCCGAGUUCUCUGUGCUCAUGUCCCUCAAUCUAUUGAACACCGUACAAAACCUGAUCUUCACGGUAGGAGUUGGGCUGGUCUGUUUCCUCUCCGCCUACAAUAUCUCCACGGGCGCCGAGGAGGUUCCAAUGUUUGUCACAUUGGUGGCCUACCUGGCGCAGUUACAAGCACCGCUUAGUUUUUUCGGAAGCUUUUACACACAGAUCCAAAAUAACUUGAUUGACGCAGAGCGCAUGCUGGCUUUGUUCCACGAACAGCCCAUAGUCAUCGACAAGCCCGGAGCAACUCCACUUACGGACUUCAAAGGCCACAUCCAGAUCGAAGGACUCACAUUCGGCUACGACCCGCGGCGGUUAGCGGUGCAAGACAUUACCCUCGACAUCCAACCGGGCCAGUCAAUCGCGAUCGUAGGCGAGAGCGGCAGUGGAAAAUCCACGCUGCUGCGCUUAUUGUUCCGCUUCUACGACGUGACCAAGGGCCGUAUCCUCAUCGAUGGCCGGCCCGUGGACGACAUCACCAUCGACAGCCUUCGCCAGUACAUAGGAGUCGUGCCGCAGGAGACCAUGCUCUUCAACGAGACUCUGAUGUAUAAUCUUCGCUACGCACGCCCGUCCGGAACAGACGAAGAGAUCUACGCCGCAUGCCGCGCAGCCAGUGUGCAUGACAAAAUCAUGGCUCUGCCAGAUGGAUACCAGACGCGGGUUGGGGAGCGAGGCCUUCGGCUGUCCGGCGGCGAAAAACAGCGCAUUGCGAUUGCGCGCGUGCUGCUCAAAUCACCCCGGGUCUUGCUGCUGGAUGAAGCCACGGCCUCGCUUGACUCCGAGACUGAAAAGUCCAUUCAGGCAUCGUUGGCUAAAAUCAGUGUCGGGCGUACUACGAUCACUAUUGCUCAUCGUCUUUCUACCAUCACCUCUUGCGAUGAAAUAGUGGUUUUACACGAAGGCCGUGUCAUAGAGCGAGGGACGCACUCGAUUCUUGUGCAACAACGGGGGCGAUAUUGGCAACUGUGGGAUAAACAGCGUCUUCAGAGAGAGAAGGAGAAUUAA